Molecule: messenger RNA, 501 nt
Organism: Cucurbitaria berberidis CBS 394.84
Lineage: Eukaryota; Fungi; Ascomycota; Dothideomycetes; Pleosporales; Cucurbitariaceae
Exons: 1
Coding region: 1-501 (166 amino acids)
Source: RefSeq, a predicted model, not a curated record
AUGCUCCAACUCUUCAAACGCCUACUCGGCCGGAACAAGAACACACUGCCGCCCUUCGACUUGGCACGCAACCGAUUUCAAGUCAAGAAGAAAUGGCCGCCGAACCUCCGCGAGCUGACAGAGAAGCAACAAUUUCGGUUCGAGCGCAAGUUCAAGCGGCGCAACAAGCUGAAGUCGGUACGGCCGCAGUGGAACCGGUGGACCAAGAUUGUGCAGUGGAGUGCCAUCAGCUUCGUCGCCGUCUACGGCGUUCUCUUCCACGAUUUCAGGCAGGAUCCCAUGAACCCGCGUCCGGGCGAGCAGCCGUUUGAGGGCUUGAGGCAGAAGAUGUGGGGCAUAUUAGGAAACUUUUAUACACAUACCGAGACUACGAUGAAGGGCGAGCGGGGUGCCAGAAGGCUGGAACUGCAACGUGGUCGCCAGAUGGCGGCGGGGAUCGACGACGACGACAACGACGACGAUCAGAGUCCUCAGAAUCUGAGUCCUCGGCCGAGGUCGUGA